Boeremia exigua is the source of this 1068-nucleotide messenger RNA. RefSeq lists its product as uncharacterized. The coding region runs from base 346 to 894 and encodes 182 amino acids. The record is from RefSeq and is a predicted model, not a curated record. The transcript has a single exon. NCBI's taxonomy places the organism in Eukaryota, Fungi, Ascomycota, Dothideomycetes, Pleosporales, Didymellaceae.
GAGCUCAACCAACACAAGAUCAUAGCGUCGACCAGCGUGAUUCCGGUGCUACUAAAAAAGGCAGGACCCCAACGAUGCUUGUUAUACAGGGUUCUGCACGUAUACCCAAAACGCUGGAAAAGUCGAUCUCGGUACGGAAAGAUGUAGCCGUUCCUCGGAAUCCGGGCUUCGGCUCCCCGAAUCAAGUGCAACGUAGAUCGGAAUGAAGCUUUUAAGUGCUUAAUCCAGACGGUAGAAGGUGAGAACAGCCUUGUUGCGCAGAGUUGAAAGAACAUCCCUAUCUCCAUCAGCGUGAUCGAGCACCCUCACCUGCACGUUAUCUACAUUUUUUGUCAAUUGCAAAAUAUGGCACACAUCGGCGCUCUCCCUAAGAUCCAGAGAUAUAUCACAGGCCACAACGACAGAGGCCAGGCCAUCUUCAGCAACGCUUUCGAUGAGGAAAGCAAGAUGGAAGCCAACGAUGACGGCAUCGCAUUUGCCCUCAGCUAUACCACGAAGGGCUUCCCCGUUGAUAUGACGGGUGACCAGGACCUCAAAGUGUACGACAAGUACUUGAACAGCCCGCCUGGCUUAGUGGUAUCAGGCGGAACCGUGCUUCGACACGUCGACAUCCCUCCCAACACAGCGUGCACGAUGCACCGAACUGUGAGCCUCGACUACGGAUGUGUGCUCGAAGGCGAAGUGGAACUACUCCUCGACAGCGGCGAGAAGCGCGUUAUGAAGCGAGGCGAUGUCGCAAUCCAGCGCGGGACGAUGCAUCAAUGGAUCAACCAGAGCAAAACAGGGUGGACGAGGAUGUUGUUCGUGUUGCAGGAGAGCAAGCCGUUGGAGGUUGCAGGCGAGAAAUUUGGCGAGCAGCUAGCGGGUAUGGCGGGCGUACGGUCGUCGGAUUGAUAUAUGCGCAGUCGAUUGUGUUCGUGAAGUAGAUACAGUGCGAAGAGAACGAAGCUUCAGAGCUUCAGGUUUCAAUGCCAAGGCACUUGCUCGAUUCGACCGCGCACAUGCUCCCCACUUCACAUCUUCACACCUCGUUCGCGCGGCCAAGAGGGGUAACCACAAACCCGUAUA